AUGUUAAAAUUGGUGGUGUUGUCUGCUUUCGUAGCCUUCGUCGCAACCAAACCGAGUGGGUUAUUGGUACAAAAUCCUGUUGUGCAGACUUACGGCGCUCCUCUCGUAGCUGGAAUUCCUUCAGCGGUGAGUCACAGCUACAGAAGCGAUUUGAUCAGUCAUCCUCUAGUGGCAUCACACGCUAUUGUCGAAACUCCAGUUGUUGAAAAUGUUGUUGCCACCGCAGUACCAUCAGCAGUCAGUCAUACGUACAGAAAAGACGUAAUCAACAAACCAGUUGUAGCUGCUGUCAGUACUCCCGUUGUUGAAAACGUUGCAGCUAAAAUUGCGACACCAAUCGUGGAUGUAGUACCAUCAGCAGUCAGUCAUACGUACAGAAAAGACGUAAUCAACGAACCAGUUGUAGCUGCUGUCAGUACUCCCGUUGUUGAAAACGUUGCAGCUAAAGUUGCGACACCAAUCGUGGAUGUAGUACCAUCUGAAGUAAGUAUUGCUAAAGUAGCUGCUCCAGUAGUAUCUGAUGUGGUUGCUCCAUCUGCGGUUAGUCACAGUUUCAGAAGUGAUUUUAUCAAUAACCAAGUUGUAGCUGAUUAUUAUACACCUACUGUAGUUGCUAAACAUAUAGCUGCUCCAUCUUUGUACUACUCUGGAAACUUUCCAAAUGUUUAUGUUUGGUAG
Molecule: messenger RNA, 678 nt
Organism: Diorhabda carinulata
Lineage: Eukaryota; Metazoa; Arthropoda; Insecta; Coleoptera; Chrysomelidae
Exons: 1
Coding region: 1-678 (225 amino acids)
Source: RefSeq, a predicted model, not a curated record